UGGGCAAAUGCUGCCCAAUGAACUCCACUAGACAGACAGGAAAAAUGGCCUCCAGAGGUUGAAGCAACUUGCAGAAGACUUUUGGCUCAGGGCAGUAAAGCUGGUUGCUGAGGUGAUGGCUGAUUAUAGGGGAAGCUCUGCAUAUGCCUCGUCCUGUUUUCUCUUCUGCCAGGGCUUCCUUCCUACUGUAGCAUCCACCUGAGGAGACUCCAUUCCUGGAGCAGCCAUCCUUCAGAAAAUGGAUUCUGCAUUGAGAAUGGAGAUGUGGCUUCUGAUUCUGGUGGCGUACUUCUUUCAAAGAAAUGUGAACUCAGGACAUAUGCCAACCAAAGCUGUGGACCCAGAAGCUUUCAUGAAUAUUAGUGAAAUCAUCCAACAUAAAGGGUAUCCCUGUGAGGAGUAUGAAGUCACAACUGAAGAUGGAUAUAUCCUUUCUGUCAACAGAAUCCCUCAAGGCUUACUGCAUGCUAAGAAGGCAGGAUCCAGGCCUGUGGUGUUACUGCAGCAUGGCCUACUUGGAGAUGCUAGCAACUGGAUCUCCAACCUACCCAACAACAGCCUGGGCUUCAUUCUGGCAGAUGCUGGCUUUGACGUGUGGAUGGGGAACAGUAGGGGAAACACGUGGUCUCGGAAACACAAGACACUCUCUAUAGACCAAGAUGAGUUUUGGGCUUUCAGUUAUGAUGAGAUGGCUAGGUUUGACCUUCCUGCAGUGAUAAACUUUAUUUUACAGAAAACGGGCCAGGAAAAGAUCUAUUAUGUCGGCUAUUCACAGGGCACCACCAUGGGGUUUAUUGCAUUUUCCACUAUGCCUGAGUUAGCUCAAAAAAUCAAAAUGUAUUUUGCUUUAGCACCCAUAGCCACUGUUAAAUAUGCAAAAAGCCCUGGGACCAAAUUUUUGUUGCUGCCAGAUAUGAUGAUCAAGGGACUGUUUGGUAAAAAAGAAUUUCUGUACCAGACCAGGUUUCUCAGACAACUUGUUAUUUACCUUUGUGGCCAAGUGAUUCUUGAUCAGAUUUGUAGUAAUAUCAUCUUACUUCUGGGAGGGUUUAACACCAACAACAUGAAUAUGAGCCGAGCAAAUGUGUAUGUUGCCCACUCCCCUGCUGGAACAUCUGUGCAAAAUAUUCUACACUGGAGCCAGGCAGUGAAUUCUGGGGAACUCCGAGCAUUUGACUGGGGGAGUGAGACCAAGAAUCUGGAGAAAUGCAACCAGCCAACUCCUGUACGAUACAAAGUUAGCGAUAUGACGGUUCCUACAGCAAUGUGGACAGGAGGUCAGGACUGGCUCUCAAAUCCAGAGGACGUGAAAACACUGCUCUCUGAAGUAACCAACCUCAUCUACCACAAGAACAUCCCUGAAUGGGCUCAUGUGGAUUUUAUCUGGGGGUUGGAUGCUCCUGACCGGGUGUACAAUGAAAUCAUACAUCUGAUGAAGCAGGAAGAAACCAACUUUUCCCAGGGUAGCUGUAAGGUCACAUUGUGAAACACCUGAUGCUGACCCGUCUUAGGAAUAACUUCACAGAAGAUAGUACUAGGAUCAUGAGUAGAAGAUUCUAAUGAGGAUUUCUAGAAUUGGCGGCAUACCACGUUGGUUGAAGAGGGCAGAGAUGUACACAUUCCUUCAAACCUCUGCAUUUGGAACUAAAAUUGACAUUUACCUUUUUUUCAAUUAAACCACUCUUUGG
Molecule: messenger RNA, 1688 nt
Organism: Lepus europaeus (European hare)
Lineage: Eukaryota; Metazoa; Chordata; Mammalia; Lagomorpha; Leporidae
Gene: LIPM
Product: lipase family member M
Exons: 10
Coding region: 239-1486 (415 amino acids)
Molecular function (GO): hydrolase activity, acting on ester bonds
Source: RefSeq, a predicted model, not a curated record